Molecule: messenger RNA, 448 nt
Organism: Rubroshorea leprosula
Lineage: Eukaryota; Viridiplantae; Streptophyta; Magnoliopsida; Malvales; Dipterocarpaceae
Source: the annotation of a GenBank genome assembly
CUGUAGAUUGGAAACCGUUACGGGCCUGAUUCCAUCGAUAUGGAUGUCUCAAGUUGAAGGAGGAUCUUUCCUCCCAUUCCUUGUUGCUGUUGUUGCCCCUUUGUUCGUCGCGGCUGUUGGCUUCAUCCUUCUCCGUCGUCACAAACAGCAAAAGCAGCAGCUCGAUCUUUCAAACGAUGAGGAAACGGUAGAGGAUGGCUACUGGAUACUGUUCUUCUCUAGUGGAGGGAAGUUUUCAUGGCCGUUUAACGUUCAACAGCCAUUGAGCAUUGUACGCAUCACAGCAUGAUUUGCUUGGGAAAGAGAUUACAACUCUUAUGGACGAACCACACCACAAUGUUGUUUGCUACUUUUGCAUCAUGUUUGAUUUAUAUUCAAUUACCAUCAUAAUGCAUCAGGCUACUUGUAGCUUGGAACACUUAAUCAGUGAUAAAAAUCAAUCCAUUUU